Molecule: messenger RNA, 1785 nt
Organism: Annulohypoxylon truncatum
Lineage: Eukaryota; Fungi; Ascomycota; Sordariomycetes; Xylariales; Hypoxylaceae
Product: auxin efflux carrier
Exons: 4
Coding region: 229-1569 (446 amino acids)
Biological process (GO): transmembrane transport
Cellular component (GO): endoplasmic reticulum; membrane
Source: RefSeq, a predicted model, not a curated record
UACAAAAACCUCUCGUUAAAAUUGUACCCAGUCUACCCUUGCUACCUUAUCUCUAAAUGACUGCUUACGUUACGGAAUUGAGAAGUAAUGACGUCGUCUGUUAGGUAGCUUAGUCAAGAGUCAAAAUUGUAUACCUACCUCCUAUGCAUUCCUAUUACUUCACGCUUGACAAUGUCCUACUACAUUCUCGUUUUAAUGGAUGAUCCAGGCUGAAACGAUAACUUCAAAAUGCCUUCAGAAUUACUUGUCUCCUUCCUAGGCGCUAUACAGGCCUCGUUGUCAGUAUUGAUAACUAUAGGUUGCGGUGUUGCUGCAGCUCAAUUUGGAUUAAUCACGACCAGUGCUGCUGAAGAAGUAUCACACCUCUGCGUCACCGUGCUUUUGCCUUGCUUGAUGAUUGUGAAGUUGGGAUCCGAACUACAUCUGGAUACAGUAGUACACUUCGUUCCCGUUGUCAUCUGGGCUACAAUUUAUACAGUGACUUCCAUCGGAAUUGGCAUGGCAGCAGUGGCGUUUUUUCGCCUACCAAAAUGGGCAGUCCCUGCUAUAGCGUUUAAUAAUACUCAGUCGCUCCCUUUGCUGCUGCUUCAAUCGUUGGAAGCUACUGGGGUAUUAUCUUCCCUAGUCGGGUCAGGUCAAACAACUGACGCCAUCGAGCGGGCUCGAACUUACUUCCUAGUUGGUUCUGUCGUCAGCAAUACUAUUACGUUUAGCCUGGGUCCAGAAUGGAUAGUUGACAAGCAAGAAGGCAACUCGAUAGAUCCCGAAAGUCAACAACCUUCACAAGGUGGACAGGGAGAGUCGUUUGGAGAACAGCAGCUAAGGGAUGAUAACAUUGAUCAUUCACCCAGAGACUCUGAGAGUAACGAUGAGCCAAGUGAUCCUGACGAGAGAACAUCGCUUCUUCCUACCAAGGUUGUGAAUUUGGAGCACCAAAUAGGAAACGAUUUUAGUUCAUUUUUUCGGAGCCGCUUCUAUGCCUGUCCGAGGCCUGUCCAGAAGCUCCUUACGGCUAUUGGAACGUUCUUCAACCCGCCUUCUGUUGGAGCGGCCAUUGGUUUGGUGAUAGGCCUCUCACCACCCCUACAUCGACUAUUUUUUAGUGGUAUGACCGAAGGGGGUUAUUUUAACGCGUGGCUCACUGCCAGCCUGAAGAACAUCGGCGAACUGUUCGUUUCACUCCAAGUUAUUGUCGUCGGAGUAAAAUUAAGCCUUAGCUUACGACUCAUGAGGGAAGGUGAGGAUACGGAUAAACUGCCUUUGGGUACAAUUCUUUGUAUCAUAUUCAUACGAUUUGUCCUAUGGCCAGCGAUUAGCAUUCCUCUCGUCUGGGCUUUGGCGACUUACACUGACAUCCUCCCCAACGAUCCCAUACUGUGGUGGGCAUUGUCCAUGCUCCCUGCAGGUCCGACUGCUAUGAAGGUUCUCGCAUUGUCAGAUGUCAGCGGGGCGAGUCAGAGUACACGAAUGUCAAUCGCUAAAUUUCUCACACUUUCCUACGUUAUAACUCCUAUAAUAUCUUUUGCGGUUGUAGGGGCUCUCAAAGCGGCAGAGGCUGCGAAGGAGUGAAUCCUCAACGAUAUAUUCUGUACCUACCAAAGAGAUGAUGACGCAUCAAGCGGAAUAUGAAAUAAUCUAAAUAUGAACAAAACCCCUAAAUAACUAUAUAAAUCAGGCAGUAAUUAUAUAAAGUUAUUUGUUUAUUAUCACGUGGAGUUGGGACUUCAGCAAUAGGGGGUAGAUACUUCCUUCUCAUUAGUCAGCAUAUUAAAUCGAUAUUGCGAC